Messenger RNA from Procambarus clarkii (red swamp crayfish), 554 nucleotides. The record is from RefSeq and is a predicted model, not a curated record. Lineage: Eukaryota; Metazoa; Arthropoda; Malacostraca; Decapoda; Cambaridae.
GCGACUGUGACGGGUGUUCCAGCGACUGUGACGGGUGUUCCAGCGACUGUGACGGGUGUUCCAGCGACUGUGACGGGUGUUCCAGCGACUGUGACGGGUGUUUCAGCAACUGUGACGGGUGUUCCAGUGAUUGUGACGGGUGUUCCAGCGACUGUGACGGGUGUUCCAGCAACUAUGAUGGGUGUUCCAGCGACUGUGACGGGUGUUCCAGCGACUGUGACGGGUGUUCCAGCAACUAUGACGGGUGUUCCAGUGAUUGUGACGGGUGUUCCAGCGACUGUGACGGGUGUUUCAACGACUGUGACGGGUGUUUCAACGACUGUGACGGGUGUUUCAACGACUGUGACGGGUGUUUCAACGACUGUGAUGGGUGUUUCAACGACUGUGACGGGUGUUUUAACGACUGUGACGGGUGUUUCAACGACUGUGACGGGUGUUCCAGCGACUGUGACGGGUGUUCCAGUGACUGUGACGGGUGUUCCAACGACUGUGACGGGUGUUCCAGCGACAGUGACGGUGUUCCAGCGACUGUGAUGGUGUUCCAGCGACUGUGA